This is a messenger RNA of Botrytis cinerea B05.10, 1674 nucleotides long. It is a transcript of the gene Bcgal80, whose product is annotated as Bcgal80. Gene Ontology annotation, molecular function: nucleotide binding. The transcript has 3 exons. Lineage: Eukaryota; Fungi; Ascomycota; Leotiomycetes; Helotiales; Sclerotiniaceae. Bases 262 to 1395 code for a protein of 377 amino acids. The record is from RefSeq and is a predicted model, not a curated record.
GUUAUCUGAAUCUCUUGAGUGUUUGAACUUUAUCCGUUUCCCGCGGAAUACAGAGGCUAGAAGGGUAAACUCUCAUUACUGGUAGUAAUGCAAAGAACAUGUCGUGGGAGUAGUCAGAGGCUCCCGCCAACCAAAUCGCCAGCAUAACCCCGAGGCGGCGACUUGCCCAUCAGGCUCUGUAAGCACUAACCGACGUAUCUCAGUUCCUCACCUGCUAGAAGUUCGCCUUCAGACUGCGUCGCAAAAAAGAAACAGAACACCAUGGCACCGAUUCGAGUAGGAUUGAUCGGGCUCUCCGGUCAGCCUAGGGAAAAAAGGGACGGUAUCUCGUGGGCUGAGAUUGCCCAUCUCCAAUACUUCAGAUCGACUGCUGAGUAUCAAAUCCGCGCAUUAUUGAACAGCUCCGUAGAGUCGGCCAGGGCAGCAAUUCAGAGACAUGAAUUAGCUGUCAAUACAAAGGCAUACGGUGAUCCGAAUGCUUUCGCAAAUGAUGACGAAAUUGACCUCAUUGUCUGCUGUGUGAGAGUGGAUAAACACUUUCAGACGGUAAAGCCAAGCAUUGUAGCGGGCAAGGCGGUCUAUGUAGAAUGGCCACUGGAGAGGAGUAUACAUGUGGCAAAAGAAAUGUGCGCACUAGUCGCGCUUCACAAUGCAAAGGCAAUUGUCGGUCUCCAAGCCUCCUUUUCACCUGUCAUUCGGAAAAUUAAACAAAUCAUUGACAGCGGAACAAUCGGGAGACUUCUCUCGAGCAGUGUUGUUGGGUCGCUGGGACACGGAGGCGCAACUGAGCCAAAGCCUACCUCCUUCUUUUUGGAUCGAGAGACUGGUGGAAAUUUGAUGAGCAUACAUGGUGCCCAUGCGUUAGAGUAUAUAAUAGCCGCUCUUGGUGACUUCACGACGUUCAAAGGUGCCUGCGCGAUACGAAGGCCCUUCAAGGAUAUCGUAGAUCCUAGAAAUGGGAAUCAAGUACUGGAAAAGGCUGUACGAAAUACAGUCCCAGACCAUCUCCUCAUUCACGGUACGGUGCUACCGUCGCAAGCUGUAGUAGCGAUUAUUUUCACCGGCGGCGAUGGAAUUCCAGGCCUACCUAUCUUGGAUUGGAGGAUUCAAGGCGAGUAUGGCUGGCUGAGAUUAACCUCCUCAUCAAUGGCGUUGAAUGUAGGAAGCCCUGAUACAAAGUUGGAGCUGUAUGAUGCCAGCGGUAAGGCGAGAGAGAUUGCACCGGAUGAGGACCAAUGGAGCAAGCUGCCAUUACCUGCGCAGAAUAUCGCCCGUCUGUACGAGGCUUAUCGGAAGAAGGACUGGUAUCCGGACUUCGAUUAUGCUAUCAAGAGACAUGAAUUGAUUGAGACUAUGUGGAGAGACUUUGAUCAAGCCGAGGGCAAGAAUCGCUAAAUGGCUCACCGGCAAGAGCUCUCUUUGGCCAGACAAAAUACAGAAUUCAACUUCAAUUGUCUGAAAUUUGAUUCAACCCACUAUGAAUGUAUCAAAAUCCCAAGCCUUCUUAUCUUUCUGCUCAUACCACUUAUACUCAUCGUAAGUUGUGACUUCCUUCUUAGCUUAGAGGCAAUAAUUUCCUCCAUGUGGGGCAAUGGAUACCGUUCAACCGAAUUGUUUAAAUUCUAUUCUAUACUGAAUUAUGUUAAUAUAUUAUUUUGAUCCUCCUACCUCCCA